AAAAGGCGCCAAAAACAAACAUAAAACGCAUAAAAAUAAAAUUAUAAAUAAAAACAAAAAAAAAAACAAGGAAGUUCAGUAAAUAAAAAACAAACCAAAAACAAUGUAAGCAAAAGGUUCUGUUAACUGAAUGCCUCUCGCAGUUGUUGUGCAACAACAACAAUAACAACAACUAGAACAACUAUAACAAACAUCAUUGAACUGGUCCCAACGAAAAAGCGCGAGCAAAACGCGCGUGAAACGCGAACAAAACGCGAGUGAAACGCUACAUUUACGUGAAAAAAACGGACGCAAGGGUUGCCUAUAAAUGUACCAGGACAGCAGCUGCAGCAGCAGUAGUCGACGUGGCAGCGCAGCAACAGCAACAACAACAGCAGCAGCAGCAGCACUAGCAGCGGCAGCAACACCAACUCAAGCAACAACAACAGCAACAGCGAGCGAUGAGGAGACGUUCGAGGCGCUGACAAUAAUUACAACAACAACGAUCACAACGACAGCUGAUGCUAAAAUUGGAGCUGCCGAUGCGACAGCAACAACAACAACAACUACAGUAAUUACAGCAGCAUCAGGUGCAGCAGCAGCAGCAGCAGCAGCAACAGCAACAGCAACGACAACAAACGCUACAGCAGCAACAGCAACAACGAGUGCAACUAUUGAAAACGCCGCCAACAGCAGCAGCAACAAUAACAGCGACGACGACGACGACGUUUACACCGACGCAGACGCUUACAUUGACGUCGACGUUGACGUCGACGUUGACGUUGACGUCGAUAUUGAGUGCACGACAGCGCACGGUUCGCGUUUGCCAUCAUCGAACAGCAGCGGCAGCUGCGGAAAUGCAACAGCAGUGUUGCAACAGCAACAGCAGCAACUAUCGCAGCAGCAACAGCAACAACCACAAUCCCAAUCCCAGCAACAACAACAACAGCAUAAGCAAUUGCAACGGGCCGCCGCAUCAUUAAACGCCGAUGUUCGGUUGCUGCGUAAAAUUGGAUAUAUUGCAUCACGAGUGCGUUGCCUGGCAAAAUAUUACGGCGAUUUUCAUUUGGUUAAUCCGUACAGUGCACAGCGGCAACGCCGCCAGCUGCAGGAGAUAUUGUUAAAGCACUCCAUUUUUGAUCCAGGACGGGAAAGUGAACGGGCGCUGCUGUUGGCCGCGGCAGCGGUGGCCGUUGGUGCAGCCUCCGCAGCAGCAGCAAUCACAGCAGCAACAGCAGCGACAGCAGCAACAACACGCAGUCAAAGUUGCAGCAGUUGCUUUGAGGAGCACGAACAGCAGAUAUUCGAGGAGGAAGCAGCUGAGCCAAAAGAAGAAGAAGAGCAGGAGUUGGCCAUUGCCACGGUGACAGCAGCGACCACAACAACAACAACUACAGCCACAGCAACAGUGCGACGCAAAUCGUCGAGCAGCUCAGCAAGUGCAACAGCCACCGCAUCCGCAUCAACAUCCGCAUCCGCAUCGGCAAGCGCAUCCGCAUCCGCAUCGGCAUCCGCAUCGCUUUUAAACGCCGCCACGCCCAUUGCGCUGCUGGAGGAGUUGCUGAUACAGUUCUACGAGGAUCAGGAUCAGUGCAGCCAUAAGCUGACUGUCAUCAGACGACGACUCGCCUGCACCGAUAACCUUAACAACAACAAUAACAACAAUAGCAGUAACAACAACAAUAACAACAACAACAGCAACAACAGUCAGAGCAGCAGCAGCAACAACAACAGCGGCAGCAGCAGCAGCAGCAUCAUUAGCAACGGCCAUAGUCUGACCAUGUCCACAUCCAUGUCAAACAUGGUCGAAGCAGCAGCAGCAGCAACAACAGCCGCCGCCGCCGCCGCGGCAGCAGCAGCAGCAGCAGCUGCUGCAGCAACAGCAACAGCAACCGUUGCCGGUGAGACGGCCAGCGGAAGCAGCAACCUGGCGGCAACUGGACAGCAUCAGCAACGCCACACGUAUUUGCAGCCAUCAAUUGAUGCCGAUAAUCCACGUCGACGUCGUGCCAGCGAUUGUUCAGCGGUGCAGGCAGCUGCCGCAUUAUCAAAUCAACUGCAUUGCAUCACAUUAAAGAACAACAAUUGCACAUCAGCAACGGCAACAGCAACCGGUAAGCUGCCAUUUCAUCGCGGCAGCUGCGGUGCUGCCGGUGAGCAUCUAUUGGCCGCCAAUUCGAUUGCCAAUCGUGCCACCAUCAUUUUAAGUAAAUCAUGCAGCAAUGUCGAUGGCGAUGCCAGUCUGAUGACACCGAAUGUUGUCAGCACCAACAACAAAUUGAGGGCCAGUGCCACCGACAUUGAAAGCAAUUCGAAUGCAUUGAAUGGUGCCAGGGAUGCGAUGACAACCAUUGCAAAUGCGGCCGCUGCUGCUGCCUCCAAUAAUGGCAACAAUGAGUUUAGCAUUCUUCAGUUGAACAAUACGAUCAUCCAGUGUCAUUUUAAUGACGAUGAUUUUCGCGCCCUUGUCAAGGAUCUCAAGUGCAAGGUUGAGUACACGGAGCGCAUGAAUUGGCUAUGUCUCUCCAAUCGGCCAUUGGGCCCACCACAUCGCAAGAGCAGUCUACCAAAGCAUCAGGAGGUGAAGCGUCGCUUCCUCGAAAUUUGUGAUACCAACUUUUCGGAUGAGGUGAAGGCAGCAUUGCGUCUGCCAGCGUUCGAUUCAUAUGAAUGGGGCGAUGCGGAUGUCAUACACCUAAUGCAGACCAUGUUCCUCGAGCUGGGCUUCAUUGAGAAGUUCAGCAUACCCGUCGAUACGUUGCGCGAGUGGCUCUACGAGGUCUACAAGCACUACAAUGAGGUGCCAUUUCAUAACUUUCGGCAUUGCUUCUGUGUUGCCCAAAUGAUGUACGCUAUAACACGUCAAGCGAAUUUACUGAAUCGUCUGGGCGAUCUGGAAUGCCUCAUCCUGCUCGUGUCCUGCAUUUGCCACGACCUCGAUCAUCCAGGCUAUAACAAUAUCUAUCAGAUUAAUGCACGCACCGAAUUGGCGCUCAGAUAUAAUGACAUCUCACCGUUGGAGAAUCAUCAUUGUUCAAUUGCAUUUCGUCUGCUGGAGCAUCCAGAGUGCAAUAUAUUCAAGAACUUCAGCCGGGACACAUUCAACACCAUUCGGGAGGGCAUCAUCCGUUGCAUCCUGGCCACCGACAUGGCGCGCCAUAAUGAGAUCUUAACGCAGUUCAUUGAGAUAACGCCCAUCUUCGAUUACAACAAUCGUGCGCAUAUUAAUCUGCUCUGCAUGAUACUCAUCAAGGUGGCGGACAUAUCGAACGAGGCCAGGCCCAUGGACGUGGCUGAGCCCUGGCUGGAUCGUCUGUUGCAGGAGUUCUUUGCCCAGAGUGCUGCGGAGAAGUCCGAGGGGUUGCCAGUGACGCCAUUUAUGGAUCCGGAUAAGGUUAGCAAGCCCGGCUCACAGGUGCGAUUCAUUGGCCUCGUCCUAUUGCCACUUUUCGAGGCGCUGGGCGAACUGGUGCCCGAAUUGACCGAGCUCAUCAUCAUCCCCGUGCGCAUUGCCCUCGAGUACUACAGGCGCCUGAACGAUGCACAGACAAAGACGCGCAAAUCUGUUGCAGAUAGCAACACAUCUGCAACAUCGGCCACUUCGGACAGCAACAGCGGCAACAUGGACUCGAAUGCGGCCAUGGUCAGCACACCGGGCAACAGUAGCGACAAAUUGUUGAUGGACAAACAGGGCCAGUCACAGGGUGGAGGUACAACUGCUACUGGUGGCAACACUUCUGGAAAUGUCCAAGGCUCAGCUGCCACAACGGGCAGCAGCUCACCACAAAUGCCACGCUCCGGCUCCGGCAUAAGUUCGAAAUCGCGACGUAGCAUGCCAUCACAGAAAUCCGCAUCUCGCACAUCCGUGGAUGAGCCCGGUGGCAUGGCCGCCGAGUUGCACGAUCUGCCCGAGGGCAGCGAGAGCGGAGACUCUGAGACGGCCACCGAGGUGGAUGUGGCUGAGAAGACAUCCAAGUUCAAGGUGGACACGGAGGGUUGCAGCAAUCGCAGCAAAUCCUCGCACUCGACAUCCCGCAAAUCGUCACGGGAGAAGCGUCCCUCGAUGAUCGGGGAGCUGUGCAGCAGCGGUGGAGGUCAACGCAUGCGCAACUCGUAUGGCAACAUCCAUGGCUAUCACAGCAAUCGUUGUCACUUUGGCAGCAAUCGGGCCGUUAGCCUGGAUCAGUAUAGCACCAGUAAUCGUCGCUUAUCGGAUGGCUUGCCGCAGGUCAUCUCGGACAGCAAUGUUUUCUAUGGCCACAAUCGCCACCAUCGCAGUGGCAUCGAGUCCUCGAAUCAAGCGGCACACACUGGACGGGCCAACGAGGAUCUCAUGAACAUGAAUAUGAAUAUGAGCAGUCUGGCGCAAGCGCCACCUGUUGUCCAGCAGCCGCACAGUCAGUUGGCAACACGGCAGCACGGACAACAGUUGCAGUUGCAAUUGCAAUUGCAGCAGGCAACGGGCGAUGUCAAUGUCGAUGUCGAUGUCGAGAAGCUGUUGCCCGUUGUGGUUGCCAGUGUUGCAAGUGCAACUGCGGCGGCAACUGUUGCUGCUACGGCUGCUGCCGCCACAUCCAAUGGCAACAUAUCGCCCACAUUGCCACGGGCGAGCAAUGGCAGCGCACGCAGCAGCAGCGGUGGCACGAGCAGCAGUCGUAUUGCUGCCGCCGUGCAACAGCAACAGCAGCAGCAGCAGCAGCAGCCAAGUGGCAGCAGCAGCAGCUCAUGGAAAUCACGACUGCGUCAGUUCUCGGACUAUUUUAGCUUCAGCUUUGACAAGGGCAACAAACGCUUUGGCAGCACACGCAGCAGUCCCUGUGCCGCACGUGGCAACAACAACUCAACAGCCAAUGGUGCAGGAGCAGGUGGCGUUGUUGGCACAGCCGGUGGCGGCGAAGGUGGCGGUGGCGGUGGCGUUGGCGACACCAACGUGGACAGCAGCAAGUUGCAGCAGUCGCAGGGCACAUGUUGCACCAUUUCGAAUAGCAUGCCAUCGCCGGGACAUCAGCUCGUUGGCCAUCAGGCGGGCGUGCCCAGCAUGGGGGGCGUGGCCAGGCAUCGGGCGUACAGCUUGGAUGUGCCGUGCAGUCGUCAUGCUGCCACACGCUACUCAUCCGGCGACAGCAGCAGUCGCAAAUCAUCGCGUCACGACGACCACAACAACAGCAACAUGAGCAACAACAGCAACAUUAGCAACAGCAACACCAACAACAGCAACAACAGCAACAACACGUUGCACAGCAGCAGUGGCAUGGUCGGUGAACUAUCGACAAUUCGAAUACGCAUUGGCAAUGUUGCCACUGAAGGUAGCGUCAAUGUUGCAAGUGGUGCUGGUGGUGCUGAUGCUGCUGGCGGUGCAAUUGCAUUGAUGCCACCCAGUUUGAGCUGUGAGCUGGGCAUGGCCAGUGUCUCCUCAUCGGAGGCGGUGCCAAAGAUUUGACAACAGGGGAGCUCCGAUACGACGAACACCACCAACAAUUCGCUCUGCAAUCAGGCGGCAUUUCUAACGUUACGCGAUGAAUCUGAGGCCAUUAUCAAUGAUUGUGAUGAUGUCGAUAUGGAUAACGAUGUCGAUCGAGGCAGAUGCCCUACAGCAGCAGGAUAACUCCAGCUGUGAGGUAUCAUCCAUGUCGAUGACCGUGUGGUCUGCAAUUGGUCAGCGACUCAAUGCGCUCGUCUGUCAUUGCUGUGAGCGGAAGUUGCCCGAGCCGGAGAAUGUGUAAGGAGGUGGCGCAUAACAGGAUCCAUCUAUCAACCAAUCCACCAAUCAAUCAACCAACCAAUCAACCAACCAAUCAAACAGUCUAUCUAUCAAUCAAUCAUUGCCAUUGCUAUCGUUUAUUGUCUCUUAUCCAAUAUUCAAUACCCUGUAUCCAUGGCAAGUUAGGGUAUUACCACAUUUUCAAGUCAAAAAAACUAGAUA
Molecule: messenger RNA, 5902 nt
Organism: Drosophila innubila
Lineage: Eukaryota; Metazoa; Arthropoda; Insecta; Diptera; Drosophilidae
Product: high affinity cGMP-specific 3',5'-cyclic phosphodiesterase 9A
Exons: 9
Coding region: 308-5419 (1703 amino acids)
Biological process (GO): cGMP catabolic process
Molecular function (GO): 3',5'-cyclic-GMP phosphodiesterase activity
Source: RefSeq, a predicted model, not a curated record